This is a messenger RNA of Anopheles cruzii, 1251 nucleotides long. RefSeq lists its product as uncharacterized. The record is from RefSeq and is a predicted model, not a curated record. NCBI's taxonomy places the organism in Eukaryota, Metazoa, Arthropoda, Insecta, Diptera, Culicidae. Bases 1 to 1251 code for a protein of 416 amino acids. The transcript has a single exon.
AUGACAGAGUAUCAGAGGCCUCAGCAGAACCAUGCGAACUCAAAUCAGCGAAACUACUCGACCCAGCACCACGUGAAUCAGUACAACUAUGCGAACCGGCAUGACGCAAACCGUCAGAACAAAUGCAAGGAAGCAGAGACGCGGGGCAUAAACAGGUGUACGAAAAAACAUCACAAGUCGCUACACCUCGAACCGAAGCCGGAAGAAAACAUCAACACCAAGGCCCAAAAGCAUGUCGAACGGCAGCGCGAUCUCAACAAGAAGGAACGACUGCGCAGAUUGGAGGAAGACACAAUCCGUCGGGCCGAAGACACGAUCCGCCGGUUGGAGGCGACUCGACAACAACAUGCUGUCGAAGAAGCGCGCCGUCGCGACGAAGAAGAACAUGAUCGUCGCAAAGAAGAGGCUCGCCAGGAGUUUGAUGAAAGUAAUGCGAAGGGCGGGAGGUCGGUGAAACAGCGUGACAAUGAUUUUGAUAACAGUGAGAAGUCAUCGGAGUUGCGGCAAAUGUUCGAACCGAUCGAUAAUUCUCAGGUACUGAACACGGACAAGGAGGCAGAGGAACAUCAACCGUCCAAGAGUAGUUACGAUGACCAAAGUAAUGCGUCGAACCAGUUGCGCCAAAAACGUGUACGCAAAAAAGCAGUAGCAGCAGCACGAGAACGACAGGCCAUACCGCCGACUCCAAAGGUAAAGGAAAAGAAUAGAACAAACAGUCGUUGUAACUCGGACAGCUAUGACAAGAGUAAGCCCAACCAAGCGGAUUCCGAUAAAUCGGAUCGCUUCCGGAAAAAAUCGAGCACGGCAGCAGCGAAAAGGAGUGCAGCGGCCACUGAUAGUGACGAAUUGUUGGAAGUGAAUCACGAAGCUGAACCAUCGGUGGCAGCCGUUGUAGCGGAAGACGAGAAGGACGAAACGAUCGAGUGUGUUAGCGGACGACGGCAGACCCGGAAAGAAGCGACUGGUGCCCUCACGACAAUGUACGAGAUCAAGGAGAUCGGUGACCUAAACUUGAAAGGUGAAGUAGGCGAUCGCCGAUUGGAGCAGAUGGAGAAACUGGACAUCGGCUCGUUCCUGAUGUGUCUCGCGAAGCCGUUCAAGCCGUUGCAGAAGCAGCAACAGCCAUCGCCGGGAUUACAGCAACCAUCGCGGCUGCACAACACGGGCGAGAACCAGAGUGGUAAGGACGAUCAUCCGGGACACAUCACACUGAGACCGUCGGACGGGCGGUGGGUACCACCCUCAGCGUAA